Messenger RNA from Aplosporella prunicola CBS 121167, 807 nucleotides. RefSeq lists its product as uncharacterized. The annotation marks the transcript as partial. The transcript is spliced from 3 exons. Gene Ontology annotation, molecular function: oxidoreductase activity, acting on the CH-OH group of donors, NAD or NADP as acceptor. The record is from RefSeq and is a predicted model, not a curated record. Lineage: Eukaryota; Fungi; Ascomycota; Dothideomycetes; Botryosphaeriales; Aplosporellaceae.
GCACUCUCCCCCCGCCUCCUCGCCAACAAAGUCGCAGCCAUCACCGGCGGCGCCACGGGCAUCGGCCGCGCCAUCGCCCUCGAGUAUCUCCGGCAGGGCGCGCGCGUCGCCGUCAACCAUCUCGGGGACGCGGCAUCGGAGGCGAGUUUUGCGAGCUUGGUUGCUGAGGCGGAGGCUGCGGGCGUUGGCAAUGGCAGUGCACAAGAGCAGCGCCUGAUUGCCGUGCCCGGCGAUAUCGCAAAGCAAGAGACUGCGGCGAGGCUGGUGGCGCGCACGGUCGAGACGUGGGGUCGGCUGGAUGUGUUCGUGAGCAAUGCGGGCGUGUGCCGGUUUGCUGAUUUUUUGGACAUCGACACCGAGCACUUCGAAUUCACACUAACCACCAACCUCGGCGGCGCCUUCUACGCCACUCAAGCGGCAGCGCGCCAAAUGGCGACCCAAGGCCACGGCGGCUCCAUCAUCGGCAUCUCGUCCAUCAGCGCGCUGGUGGGCGGCGCGCGCCAGACGCACUACACACCCACCAAAGCCGGCGUGCUGAGCCUGAUGCAGAGCUGCGCGUGCGCGCUCGGGCCCUACGGCAUCCGCUGCAAUGCGCUGCUGCCGGGGACGAUACGCACACAGCUCAACGAGGAGGACUUGCGGGACGAGGACAAGAGGCGCUAUAUGGAGGGGCGGAUUCCGUUGGGACGGACGGGCGAGCCGGCGGAUUUGGCGGGCCCCGCGGUGUUUUUGGCAAGUGAUUUGGCGGCGUAUGUUAGCGGCGCGCAGUUGUUGGUUGAUGGCGGGUUGUUUGUGAACUUGCAGUAG